CGGCAGUAGUGCUGCGCGAUCAGCGCCUCAGUGCCUCCACUCGCUUCGUGCGCGCCAUAUGUCUACGCAUUACACGUACGUUAGUUACAAAAAUAAAUAAAAAAACUCCCGAAACUCUAGUGUCUGUGUGAAAUCAACAUCGUGCUGUAAUCGACGGAAGCGGCCGCCGGUUUGUAGUGAAUAAGGAGCCGAAUUCCUUGAGCAGAAAUCAAUCAGCUUACCAUGAUAGGAGCAAACCAACUAAAAAACUGCAAGUGAACGGUGAAACAAAUUAAAUUAUACAGAUGACCUCACAGUGAUUAAAAAAACUAUAAAUAAAUAGACUGGUGAUAUGAGUCGGACAGAACGGUGAUAUUUAAUUAGCAGUGUCCAGCGAGACAUGUUGCCAAGUAUACAGUGAGUGCGUGACCAGCAGGCUAGUAGCCAUGGAGAGCGCAGUGCUGGGCAGCCCGGGCGGCGGGGGCCGAUUCCGGGCGCACCUGAAGAACGCGGCGAGCGCGCUGUGGACGCGCACGCUGCCCAAGCAGAGGAGGAGCGAGGGCGCGAGCGCGGGCCCGGCGCGCCACCACACGUACCCGCGCGUGCAGGGCAAGCGCGCGCCGCUGGCCUGCCGCCUGCAGCGCGUGGCGUGCGAGCCGCCGCAGCAGCCGCCGCCGCCCGCCCCCGCAGCGCCGGAGCCCCUCACCGCCGUUCACUAUGAUAUCAUCGACGUCGAUAUGUCUACCAAGCCGAAUGGCGUCGUCAAACUCAAAGGAACAUUGGCCAGGGAGGUGGCGAGCGCGUGGGGCAGCCGCGUGGGCCGCCCCGACCAGCCCGCGCCGGCCGACCGCGUCCAGAGCCUCUUCAACGACAUAGAACUAUAUCCCACUAAGACUCAAGUGUUCGAGAUGCUGGUGUGCGCGCGGCAGUGCACGCGGCGUAAGUCGCUCACGCUCACCUUUGGGGAGUUCAGCGUGUUCGCCGCGGAGCUGAGGCGAUGCUCGCGGCAAGCGAGGCAGGCGCCGCCCAAACCUGAAUCGCCGCAGUGGAGUACGGACAAGGAAGCGGCGUGCAAACACGUAAACGGCAGCGAGGCGUCGCCGGCGCCGUGCGAGGUGUUCCUGGGCGGCUCGUGCAACCCCACCACGUGGCGCUCCGACAUCGCCAUCCCGAUGCUCAAGCAGAUGGGCAUCACGUACUUCAACCCGCAAGUGGACGACUGGUCCAAGGAGCUGAUGGAGGUGGAGCACCGCGCCAAGGCGGAGGCGCGCGCGCUGCUGUUCGUGCUGGACAGCGAGACGCGGGCCGUGGCGGCGGCGGUGGAGGCCGCGCACCUGGCCGCCGCGCCGCGCGACCUGCUGCUGGUGCUGCGCCCCUACUCGCGCCACCAGACCAUCGCCCGGGAGACCAUCAGCGACCAAGAGUACGUGGAACUGUCGCGAGCGCGCGCCACCCUCCAAGAGGCAGUGGAGCGUCGCGGGCUGCCCGCCUUCACCGACAUCCCGGCGGCCCUGCGCUGCGCCCGCGCGGUGCUGCGCGGCGCCCGCACGCACCCGCGCCAGUCGCUGGGCCACACCAUCCUGCGCCUCAAGCGGGCCUUCGACGCGGCCGGCGGGCGCGCGGGCCGCCUGCCUCGCGCGGCGGCCGCGGCGGCGCUGCGUGACGUCACCCGCGCCACCCACGACCGCGCCGAGCGCUGCCUCGCGAGCCACGACCAAGUCGACUUUGAGACCUUCUGCGCGGCCGUCGCCGAAUUAGCCGCUGAUCCCGUGAACGGACACGAGGCGGAGGCGGCGGCGGCGGCGGACACCACGACGCGCGAGCCCGCCGCCCACAACGAGCGGCUCCGGGCUUGCGGGAAGAAACUCGGCCUCUUGAUACCCAAGAAUGGCGGCAACCGCACCGAGUCCACGGAGGGCCCCGGCAGCGGCGACUCGGUGUUCACGCCGGGCACGGAGCGGCGGCUGCAGCGGCUGCCGGCCAUGCUGGGCGCGCCCACGCACGACGUGUACCUGGGCGGCGCCUUCCCCCCAAGCCAAACGCGUCCGGAAGAGUUAUUACGGCGCGAGGGAUUCACAUACGUGAUACCGCGCGUGAACGACUACACUCGCAUGUUCUCCGCGCCGGCGCGCCGCACCGCCCCCGCGCACCCCGAGUCCCCCCGCACGGACAAGAAGCCCCGCCCCUCGCUCGACAGGCCACGCCCCUCCGACGACAAGCCACACCCCUCGGACGACCAGCCGCGGCUGUCGGACGAUGAAGAAGUGGAGCUGAGAGAUAAGAGUAGGGAGGAAGUGUUUGAACCGUCGGAUCGGCUCAGCGCGUCGGAUUUCUAUACGGUUAAUGAGGACGUCACUCCGCAACCUUUUAAAGGCACAUACGACGAGGACCUGCUCCUCGGCUCGCGCAUGCUCGUGUUCUCCCUGAACGGAGAAGCGCCGCACCUGGCGAGCAUGGUGCUGGCGGCGCACUACAUGGGGUUGCGGCCGCACGCGACCGUGCUGGUGGUGCAGCCCAUGGACCCCGCCCACUCGCACCCGUACAGCGAGACGGCGGUGAAGGACUUCAACCGCGGCCGACACUACCUGGCGGACCUCGCGCACCGCUCCGGCGUGCCCGUGUUCGACAGUACCGAGGCCGCCAUCAACUGCGUCGUGUCCCGCCUGCGCGCCACCGCCGUGCCCAAUAGCAGCACCUCAUGAGUGUAGCUGUGAACUGUAGCCAGGCAGACAGCACUGAUUUCCAAGGAGAUAUUAGUAUGUUGGGUAGCGUGUUAGCUUACCAAGCUAAAGUUAACGAGCUGUAAUUUGGCGGGUUCUAUCCAGUGUAUUUGUAAGGUUGAGGUCAGUGCAGAGCCACCCCUCACGCUGACACUGAAUCUCAAUAUGGUGUGUUGAAGCGACGUGUGGACUGCGGGCGGUCGCUUAUCACAAAUACGUAAUAAAGACAUCACAAACAUCACCCACAGCGUUUGUUCAGGCAGAGUCUCAUGUAUUCGUACUUAUUAAUGUGAAGACGAUUAGUUUAGUACAAAGAAUGUCUCUCUUUUAUUUAGGCACUCUCUAUUGUAUUAUACUCCAUUGCCUAUAGGCACUAAAACUUUAAUGCAAUUUUAUCUAAGAUGGAAUGAUUGAGUGAGAAUGGAAGGUGAUGGUGUUAGGGUAUAAUGAUGAGGAUUUAGCAAAUCUCUGUGAUGAAUUUGUUUAGUUAAUUUUAAUAUUGUGAAUUUUCAAUGCAUAAGCAUAUAGUUGUGUAGGUUGGAACUACUAUGUUGUUUGUUGGCGAGCAAGGCCCGGGUAAUAGCAACCUUAACAUCCUAAUAACCUUAACAUGACAAAAUGCACGUGUCAAUACGUAAUGUGUGAAGUGGUCGGAUGUCCAUUCACACUGGAUGGGUCACUACCUUGUAUUGGCAUCGUGCUUCACUUUUAGAUAUUAAGAUAAUGUUUUAUUAUAUUUUACUUGCGAGCCCUGCUUCAAUGAAAAGUACAAAUAACUUGCUCAUAUAGCACGUACUAGUGAAUAAUAUUUUUUUAAAAGCUAAAUUGUUACACUGGUUUUAGUUUCUUUUAAUCUGCUACUAGUUAACUAUGAAGUUAAGGUUCGUUCUAUUUCCCUAAAAUUACGAGUUAUGUAAGGAAUGCUUGCUAAUUAAUUAAUUGAUUUAGGCUCCUGAAGUCUCGAUUUUAAUUACCUAAAUUAGGUACCAUUGUAGAUUAAUAAUAAAUUUAAGUUUUCACAACACGACCCACUGCUACUAAACUUAGAAAUUGUAUUUCAGCAAAUAUUAUUUGCUAGUCACACAUUUACAACCCAUUAACAAUGUAUAAGUACUUUGUAAUAUUGUGUUUAAUAGUACAAAUAUCUAAUUUAUAAAAAAAUAUUUCAUAUAUUGUUUGUAAUUUUACGCCAUGUACGCUUAUUUUAAACUAAAACAUCACAUAUGUAAAUAGAGAAAUUUGUAAUUA
Molecule: messenger RNA, 3947 nt
Organism: Plutella xylostella (diamondback moth)
Lineage: Eukaryota; Metazoa; Arthropoda; Insecta; Lepidoptera; Plutellidae
Source: RefSeq, a predicted model, not a curated record